Molecule: messenger RNA, 2728 nt
Organism: Capsella rubella
Lineage: Eukaryota; Viridiplantae; Streptophyta; Magnoliopsida; Brassicales; Brassicaceae
Product: putative receptor-like protein kinase At5g39000
Exons: 1
Coding region: 1-2640 (879 amino acids)
Biological process (GO): protein phosphorylation
Molecular function (GO): ATP binding; protein kinase activity
Source: RefSeq, a predicted model, not a curated record
AUGAUCAGUAACGUUUUGUUAAUACUCUCUAUCCUCAUCGUAGGAGAAGGAGCAGCGUCAACAUAUGAACCCACCGAUGUCUUUCUCUUCAACUGCGGCGAUACUUCCAACAACCUCGACGACACUGGCCGGAACUGGACAGCUGAAGAUCCCAAAACCAUGUCGUCAAAUUUAGUCAACGCUUAUUUCACUUCAGAAGCAUCAUACCAAGAAUCAGGUGUUUCUCGGAUCCCUUACAUGAAAGCUCGAAUAUUCCGAUCUAAGUUCACUUACACUUUUCCGAUGAAUACUUCCGGGUCAAAAUUUCUCCGGCUAUACUUUUACCCGACCCGAUACGGAUCCGACUUCGACGCCGUUAGUUCUUUCUUCUCCGUCAAAGUCAACGGUUUCACUCUCUUGAACAACUUCAGCGUUGACUUAACGGUAAAAGCUUCCAAACCCAAAACUGACUUUAUAGUCAAAGAGUUUGUUAUCCCGGUUAACCAAACGUUGGUUCUCACUUUCACGCCGUCUCCGAAUUCGUUAGCUUUCGUUAACGGAAUCGAGAUUGUAUCCAUCCCUCAACGGUUUUACUCAAAAGGAGGAUUUGACGACGUUAUAACAAACGUUGGUAGUUCCGUUGACUUCUCUAAAAGAAACUCAACUGCUUUCGAGACGGUUUACCGGUUAAACGUCGGGGGACAAACCGUCGGCGAUUCGGGAAUGUUCCGACGAUGGCUCUCUGACGAUGAGGUAAUACUCAAUCAGAACUCAGGAACCUCUCCGAUAGUACGAGAUAUAAAGAUAAACUAUACAGUGAAAACUCCGGCGUACGUUGCGCCGGAUGACGUGUACGCCACGUCUCGUUCAAUGGGGAACGCAGAUCACAUUGAGCUAAACUUAAAUUUCAACCUGACUUGGUUGUUUACAGUUGACGUUGGGUUUAGCUACCUUGUGAGGCUUCAUUUUUGUGAGACUUUACUGGAAGUGAACAAAGCGGGUCAACGCGUUUUUUCGAUCUUUAUUGACAAUCGAACAGCUACACUUGAGAUGGAUGUGUUUCGGUUGAGUGGUGGUUCUUGGAUCCCGAUGUAUCUAGAUUAUCAUGUGAUUGUGGGUUCGGGAAAUGGUGUGAGGCAUGAUCUACGGCUUGACUUGCAUCCUUUGAGAAGUGUUAAUCCAAAGUAUUAUGAUGCUAUUCUGAAUGGUGUAGAGAUUCUCAAGAUGAAUGAUCCUAAUGGUAACCUCGCCGGGCCUAAUCCAGAUCCUAUAGUAUCACCGGGCUUGAAUCCAAACACGCGGAUUCGGAAAGGUAAUAACAAGUCAAAUGUUUUGGCGAUCGUACUUGCAGUGGUUGGUUCUUCAAUUUUGCUAGCAAUGUUUGUUGUUGUUGGUGUUGUUGUUAUCAUAAAGUGGAAGAGGAGAAACAAGUUUGGUGUGCAUACAAUUAGCAAGCCUUCUACGAACUCGGCAAUGGAUACUCUUCCGCAUGUUGCGGGUUCAAUGAAAACAAGAUUGGCCACAUCUCUCCCAUCGGAUCUCUGCCGUAGAUUCUCCAUCUACGAAAUCAAAUCCGCCACAAACGAUUUUGAGGACAAGCUAAUUGUUGGAGUAGGUGGGUUUGGUACUGUAUACAAAGGACGAAUAGAUGGUGGAGCGACCCUUGUUGCGGUUAAACGGCUGGAUAUUACAUCAAACCAAGGUGCCAAAGAGUUCGAAACAGAGCUGGAGAUGCUCACAAAGCUCAGACAUGUACAUCUAGUUUCUCUAAUUGGAUACUGCAAUGAAGACAACGAAAUGGUGCUUGUCUAUGAAUAUAUGCCACAUGGGACAGUUAGAGACCAUCUCUACAAGAGGGACAAGGUCUCUGAUCCACCACUGUCAUGGAAACGUAGACUAGAGAUCUGCGUUGGAGCGGCUCGUGGACUACAAUAUCUCCAUACUGGCGCAAAGCACAUGAUCAUACAUCGAGAUAUCAAAACUACAAACAUACUUCUUGAUGAGAACUUCGUAGCUAAAGUAUCUGACUUUGGUUUAUCAAGAAUCGGUCCAACAAGUGCUUCUCAAACUCAUGUCUCCACCGUCGUCAAAGGAACGCUUGGUUAUUUAGACCCUGAGUACUAUCGCCGUCAAGUCUUGACUGAAAAAUCUGACGUAUACUCAUUUGGUGUUGUUCUGUUCGAGGUUUUGUGCUGUAGACCGAUCAAAAUGCAAAGUGUUCCACAGGAGCAAGCAGAUUUGAUCCGAUGGGUAAAGACUAACUACAAAAGAGGAACCAUUGAUAAGAUCAUUGACCAAGAUUUAAAUGAUGAUAUCACUUCGGUAUCAUUGGAGAAGUAUUGUGAGAUAGCCGUGAGAUGUGUUCAAGAUCGCGGUAUCGAACGGCCGUCGAUGAAUGAUGUCGUUUGGGCGCUUGAGUUUGCUCUUCAGCUUCAUGAGACUGCUAAGAAGAAGAAGGAAAAUGUACUGGAGUCUCUGGAUCUAAUGCCACUUGGUGAGGUUGGUACGACGACGACCGACGGAGAUGACUUGUUUAGUAGGACUACAGGACACGUGGCGAAAUCGAACACAACCGAUGACUCUGUUCCUCAGGUUGGUGAUGAGGGGAGUGGUUCGAGUUGGGGAGUAUUUUCGGAGAUCAAAGAACCUAAAGCACGGUAGACUUAGAUGGCUUGAUGUACAAGUAUUAUAUUUGUGUAUGUAUCAUUGUUGAAUAACAAACUACAUUGAAAAUGGUUCACAAAAAUAA